AUGGACUACGCCCGGCCCCGCUAUGCCUUGCCGGAGAAGCUUGAACUUGCUUGGCUCCAAGUAUGGAGCUUCAGGGAGGCCAUUCUCGUAGGCUCCUUGCAAGUCCAGGCCGAUUUUCAGUUUGCCUCGGCUGUGGCGUUCCUGGCAGCGACGGUGGUCUUCAUCGCGUGCUUCGCAGCUCUCGAGGCUCUGGGGGCACCCGGGCUGCACUUGGUGGGGCUGCACCCGCAGAGCCAGAAGCUGGAGCUGCCGUGCACUAUCCCUGGCUCCACGGCCGAAGAGAGAUCCCCUCCCCCGACCUCCCCGGGGCUCCCCGGCUCCCAAGAAGGCCUGGCCUUGGCUUUCGGCCAAAAGCCGCGCCAGGCUUGGGGAACCUACCUGGCAUUGUAUGAGCUGACCUUGCAGAACGCCCAGCGCGUGCUCGCCAGCCUCCUGGAGCAGCCAGCGAAGCCAUGGGUUCCUUUCAACGCAUUAGUUGACGAACUUUCAGGGCAGCUCUCUGCACUUCGGCAACGUUCUGCAGCCUGUGUUGUGCAGCGAGCGAUCCGGCACAGCUUGGCCAGGAUCGCGCAGAAGCGCGCAGGGCAGCUGGCUCGAUCUGCCAGAAAGCCACUCAGCACAAGCAGCGGAUAUUUCGCCGAAGCUCCGAAGAGAGCCUUGGUUCCGGUACCGCCUCCUCUGCCACCUUCAUCAGGACAUGCCCUCAAUCCUUUGGAAAAGCGUCGCCAGAUGGUUGCAGCGCAGUUGGCCAUAAGCAACCCUUCUCGACUUGCUCGGUCAAGACGGCCGCUGCAUUCGAGCGAAGCGGCGCCCCAAAACCUGGCCAGUGAAAAGGCAAGUGUCAGUCAGGACAUGGCAGCCCCCGCGGUCGUGAUCACCUUGCCCAAGCUUCAGACAGGCAGCAAUGCUCAGGUGGUCUCUCAGAUGUCCAGUGGAUGCUACGACAAGGAACUCCCUGCGACGGCCCCCUUGGAACUCCUUCUGAAGGAUGGCCUUGGAGAGGCCGACGUAGAUCAGAUCGCACUCCUGGGCCAGUGUGAUAGUGCGGGGAUUAGCAUGGCGCCUCCACCAUCGGAAGGCGCCAAGCGACCGGGCUCUGCCCCGCGACAGCCGUGCAGCCCGCCGAACUUCGCUGGCGUCGACACGAAGGAUGGUCCGACUCCGCCAUCCACUGCACCAACGGGUGAGUUCCACUCCACCGCCGGCAGCCUGCCGGAGGCUUUCAGUGAUUGUGCUGUGGCGAGGUCUGAGCACACCUUCGCACAUUGCCAUCGCGGAGUGUUACGAGCGGCCCACUGA
Symbiodinium sp. CCMP2456 is the source of this 1299-nucleotide messenger RNA. The record is from the annotation of a GenBank genome assembly. NCBI's taxonomy places the organism in Eukaryota, Dinophyceae, Suessiales, Symbiodiniaceae.